This is a messenger RNA of Candidula unifasciata, 1635 nucleotides long. The record is from the annotation of a GenBank genome assembly. NCBI's taxonomy places the organism in Eukaryota, Metazoa, Mollusca, Gastropoda, Stylommatophora, Geomitridae.
CUCUCCACUCUACCUCUCUCUAACACAGCCUCACUGCCACUUUCUCUCUCUCAUUACCCCUUUAUAUUCUGUUGGAAAAAAAUUGCUGUAGCUGUUGAGAAGUGGAAUCUUCACAAACGUCUGGCUUUGAGGACGCUGACUUUAGUGGGGCCUGAACCCAAAUGGCUUCUACUUGGGGUGAUGCUUCCCACCUGGAUCUUGUCGAUGUGGAUGAGCAACACAGCCACCACAGCAAUGAUGAUGCCGAUUGUUACAGCUAUCCUGCAUCAGAUCAAGGACUGCCAGUCACAGGACUGCCAUGAAGAAAUACUGAUGGAUGAGCAUCAUGGAAUGGUAAUCACCGUUGAUGGAACAGAAAAUAACUAUACAGACCACAAAAAGAAGGAGAUUGAAAUUGAGGAAAGAAGACUGACCUACAACAGAGCAGAGAGGGAGAAUCAAUUUUUAGGAUUUGCCAAGACAUUUUCCCUGGCUGCAGCUUUUAGUUCAAACAUUGGAGGGAUGGCUACUUUGACAGGAACUCCACCCAAUGUCAUAUUCAAGGGCUUGUCUGACAGCCUGUACCUGAAAUAUGCAGCUGCCAACCCAGUCAACUUUGCCAACUGGCUGGCUUUAGGUAUACCAAUGGCUAUCAUUCUUUUUGUGUUCCUCUGGCUCUGGAUGCAGCUCUACUCUCAAGGACUCAGCUGCCUGAAGUUUUGGAAAAAGGAUAAAACUUGUUAUGAAAAAGUGAGGAUAUCCCUGAGGGAGGAGUACGUCAAAAUGGGACCAAUGUCAUUUGCAGAGAUUUUGGUGCUUAUCAAUUUUGUACUGCUGGCACUAUUGUGGGUGACACGAAAACCAGGAUUCAUUCCAGGCUGGAAUUCUUUAUUUGAUCCAGGAUAUGUUGGAGACUCAACGCCAGCCAUUGCUAUCUCUGUCUUGUUGUUCAUUCUGCCUGCUAGACCUCCAGCUUGGUUAUGGUGCUGUCGAUCGAAAACAGAUGCUGUUUCUGAGGUUUUAGAAGAACUGCCAAUUUAUGAACCCAUACUGGACUGGAACACAGUCAACAAGAGGAUGGCCUGGGGAGUACUUUUAUUGAUGGGGGGUGGAUUUGCCUUGGCUGAUGCUUGUGAGGUUUCAGGUCUUUCAGCAUGGAUGUCCACUUACUUAGAAGGUUUGGCAUCACUUCCAACCUGGGUGACGGCCUCGCUCCUGUCACUUCUGGUCACAUCAAUCACACAAGUCACUAGCAAUGCUGCUACAACAACUCUUUUCAUUCCAAUUGUUGGAGAUCUUGCAGUACGUAUGGGCCUGAAUCCUUUGUAUUUUAUGAUUCCGUGUACAGUUGCUUCUUCAUUGGCAUUCUUGUUACCUGUGGCCACUCCACCCAAUGCUAUAGUUUUUGCUGCAGGCUACCUCAAGGUUAAGGAUAUGGUUCUUGCAGGUCUUCCAAUUAAUAUAUUUGCAAUAAUUCUCCUUAAUAUUGCAUUGAACUCCUGGGUGGCUUCCGUGUAUGAUCUAUUUAAUUUGCCUGAUGAAUUUAGAAUAGGUGUGUACAACCACACAAGCAAUGUUACUGAAUCUCUGAAUAUACUGAACCCUAAUGGAAACCAAACUGAUACCCUUUAUAAUAUCAGUAGGCUUUCAAACUGA